Chilo suppressalis (striped riceborer) is the source of this 2931-nucleotide messenger RNA. Lineage: Eukaryota; Metazoa; Arthropoda; Insecta; Lepidoptera; Crambidae. The record is from the annotation of a GenBank genome assembly.
AUGCUACAACACAGAGGGUUGAAAUACGUGACAGUUGUGUUAACUUUCCUUUUACUCGGAAGCACUGAAGGAGUGUUUCGGAAUUAUGAGUCUCUAAAGAUCACUGUAAAUAUUGGUGCAAUUUUUCCACCUGGCUCAGUAUCAGAAGUUGCGUUUGCAUCGGCACUCGCACGUGCUUCCAUGGAAAGUGAAAAAUAUCACUUUGUCUUGAAGACUGUCUAUUCUCCCUACGGUGAUAGUUUUGCUGCAACGAAAGCUGCAUGCGAAUUAACCGCAGAAGGUGUAGUCGCCGUAUUCGGGCCUACAGACAUCGUAUCUGCUUCAGCCGUAGAAGCACACUGUCGAGCUUUCGAUAUUCCUCAUAUACAAGCAGUUUGGCGACCUCCUUCGGUGAGAGGGCUGCAAUUACCCAGUCCCCCUGGCAUCAAUCUAUACCCUGAAGCUAUGGCUCUUUCGAAAGCUGUAGCUCUUUUCAUAAAAGACAGUGAUUGGAAUACCUACACACUUCUGUAUGAUGAUGAUCUAGGCCUUAUCCGACUACAAGAAAUACUCAAGCAUGCUGACCCAGAACAUAAAUGGCGUGUUCGACGGUUAGUGCCGGGGGAAGACAAUCGUACAUUAUUAAAAUCACUAAAAGCCACGGGCGAGACCCGGGUAAUUCUGGAUUGUCCCGCAGAUCGAGUGCUGCAUUACCUGCGUCAAGCAAACGACGUAAAAUUCUUCGAAGAUUACAUGAGCUAUGUUCUCAUGUCGCUUGAUGCUCAUACAUUGGACUUGGAAGAGUUACGAUAUGGACUUUCAAACGUCACAUGCUUAAGAAUCUUUGAUCAUUCUGACUCAAGAACUAGAUCUUACCUAGCAGACUGGAAAGUGAGAGGCUCUCCUAAUGUAAAAAUUCCAUUGCAAACAUAUGAAAUAACAGUUGAAACAGCUUUAGCUAGUGAUGCAGCUCGGUUAAUAACAGAUGCAAUAGAAAGUGCGCCUGAUGAAUUUAAAAUAGAAGCACAACCUCUCGAAUGCGGCUCAAAGGAAAAGUGGGAGAAAGGAAAAGAUUUCACUGAUCAUUUACUAACGAAUCCCAUAGCAGGUAUAACAGGAAAAAUAGCUGUGGAUAAUGUUACGGGAGAGCGAAGUAAUUUCGAUGUUGAAAUAAUGGAACUUUCUAAUAGUGGAUUUAGCCGGAUUGCCAAAUGGAAUGCUGAAGUUGGUUUUGAGUAUGUAAGGUCAGCAAACGAAGUUUCCGACCUUUUGUCAGAAAAAUGGCAAAAUAAAACAUUCAAAGUAGUAACUCGAAUCGGAGUGCCAUAUCUUAUUGAAAAAGUGCCCGCGGAUGGAGAGGUGUUGACUGGUAAUGAUCGCUAUGAAGGUUAUUCGAAAGACUUGAUACACGAAGUUUUGAAAGAAACGUUGAAUUUAAAUUAUGAAAUUGAAAUAGUACCCGGCAAUUUGUAUGGGUCGUACAAUAAAGAAACAAAGAAAUGGGACGGUCUCGUGGGGCAUCUUUUAGAAAGGAAAGCGGACUUGGCUAUAUGCGAUCUUACUAUAACGUAUGAACGAAGAUCCUACGUUGACUUUACGACACCGUUUAUGACUUUGGGCAUCAGCAUUUUAUACUCGAAACCUACAUCGCCGGAACCGGAAUUGUUUUCAUUUCUAAAGCCUUUCUCAGUGGACGUCUGGAUUUAUAUGGCAGCUGCGUAUUUAAUGGUGUCAUUACUCCUUCACAUUUUAGCAAGACUAGCGCCAAAUGAUUGGGAGAAUCCACACCCGUGCGACAAAUCGCCAGAGGAAUUAGAAAAUAUAUGGCACAUAAAAAAUUCGUGCUGGCUUACAAUGGGCUCCAUCAUGACACAGGGUUCGGAUAUUUUACCAAAGGGCUAUUCCACCAGAUGGAUAUGCGGCAUGUGGUGGUUUUUCGCGUUGAUCAUGUGCUCUUCGUACACAGCGAAUCUCGCUGCAUUCCUCACCAAUGCUGCUAUGGACGACUCGAUCAAAAACGCAGAAGACUUGGCGAUGCAGACGAAAAUCAAAUACGGAACUGUAAAAGGAGGAUCUACUUACUCGUUUUUUAAAAGGUCCAACGUAUCGAUAUAUCAAAGAAUGUGGGGAGCCAUGGAUUCAGCAAAACCAUCAGUAUUCAUGGCUAACAACGACGAAGGUGUAGAACGAGUGCUGAAAAGUAAAAGGACCUAUGCAUUCUUCAUGGAGUCAACUGCUAUCGAAUAUCAGUUGGAACGGCACUGCGACUUAAUGCAAGUAGGGGGCUUACUGGACUCCAAGGGAUACGGAAUAGCCAUGCCUUUCUUUUCAUCAUACCGCACAGCUGUAGAUAAUGCCGUCUUAAAGUUGGCCGAGAGCGGUAAACUAGUUGAGCUCAAGAAUCGUUGGUGGCAGGCGCCCGCCACUGGGGCUUGUGAGGUGGAAGAGGAUGGUGACGAUGGAGCAGCAGCAGAGCUGGGUGUAGAUAACGUUGGUGGCGUGUUUGUGGUACUAGGAGUAGGGUGCGGUAUAGCAGCAGCAAUGGGAAUGUUUGAAUUCCUCAUGCAUGUCAGAGAAGUGGCUGUAGAACAAAAGAUGACACCAUCCGAAGCUUUUUGGGCCGAACUCAUAUUUGCCAUAAGUUUCUGGGAAACGGAGAAACCGGUACAGCACUCCAGGCCAUCUUCCACCGCAUCUGGUUCUGGAUCCGGAUCGAACGCAGCAUCCAGAGCGUCAUCGGUCUUACGUUCAGCCACUGAUCUGUUCCGACUAGAUAAUGUGUUCAGAAGCAUAUGAUCAGACGGCUGGAUGGUGAGCCGUAUCACCAGGAAUAUCAGAAAUGCGGUGCCGCCCUUUCUCGAAGGUUUUCGAGUCGUAUUUAUGAUAAACACUUCUGGUUACGACAAAACUGUGGAAUAUAUUGUCAUUUCACAGUUUUGUCGCAGAUGGUAA